Messenger RNA from Pyricularia grisea, 1206 nucleotides. RefSeq lists its product as uncharacterized. NCBI's taxonomy places the organism in Eukaryota, Fungi, Ascomycota, Sordariomycetes, Magnaporthales, Pyriculariaceae. Bases 1 to 1206 code for a protein of 401 amino acids. The transcript has a single exon. The record is from RefSeq and is a predicted model, not a curated record.
AUGGAAAGCUCCAGGCCUGCCGCCAUACCUUACCAGGACGCGGCGGCAGCAUCAGAAGAAGCUCAACCGCAGCACAUUGACGACUUGAGCGUCCAGUGGGACCAGACGUAUCUGCGUUUAAACUACAUUCUCGGCAACCUAGGCGGUCCUGUAGCCGCCGCGGGUGCAGACAACAAUUCAUCUUUUUCCUCGGCGUCCGCACGAACAGGUGCAGAAGGAGCCGCAGCAGGAGGAGCAGCAGGAGGGGCUUCAUCAUCAGCAACGCCGGGGCGCAGAAACAGCCUCGGCAACGGCGCGGGCGACAAGGUUUCCAAAUCGGUCAUUCCAAACUUCCCAGCCCUGUCCAGGCCGGACGCCGCCCGCAAGGUCGCCCAGAUAGGCACCUGGCGCGACGAGGUUGCCUCGCACUUCGACGCCGUCCUCUGCGGCUGUUCCCUCGGCUCCUCGGCGGCUAUUUCUGCUGCGGACGACGCGCCCUCGUGCUCCGUCACCAAGGGCCUGCUCCCUGCUGCGUUUGUCGCCGGGAGCCUGGCCAGCCCGGCCGUCAGGCCCAGGCGCAAGGCUUCGCUCAUCGCCGCCGCGGCGUCCAUCAGCAGGGACGAUGACGGCAGCGGCGCAAGCAGUAAUGGGAGCGGCGACGACGCCGACGGCCCUGUCGAAAGCGUCUGCGCGCUGUGCGGCCGGCAUGGGGAUGUGAGGGAUCUCGUCGCCGAGAGUUGGCCCAGCGACGGUGGUGCCGCGAGGAAGGCGCUCAGGAGGAUGCAGCUGAGUCUUCUGCGGAUCGGCCGCAGGAGGCAGCUGCUGCCGCGGGCCGAGGGGCCUUUUCCUCCCGACGCCGAACCCAAAUCAAGUCAUACUCAGAUCGAAUCACAUCAUCAAAGCGCGGCGGCAGCAGCAACUUUGCCGACGGACUUGAAACCUGCCGCCGCCGUUGCCACCACAUCAAUGUACCACUACCGGACCGAUCCAGACGACCAAGACGACGAGGACCUCAGCUCGGACGACAGCACCAGCGCCGAGAGUCACAAUGGUAUGAAGAGGCAAAAAUCCAAACCGGUCGGCAGCGGAGGCGCCAGCAAGACGCUGGCGGCCAGGGAGCAGAUGGAACGGAACCAGCGCGCCAAGGACGCGAGGCUGCGGCGGGCACAGAAGCUGCUGGAGAAGAGCCUCGUCGUGGCGCCCAAGACUACCGGCGUACAGUCAUGA